AUGGCGCUUUAUACAAUAGAUGAAUUAAAUAAAAUGCAGAAAUAUAUCGACAAACAUCCUCCAGCAGUUAAAUACGUCUAUGAAGGUGCAACAGGUGGUGUUUUAUCAUCAAAUUGCACUGGAUUUAUUCCACAACCAGACGGAUCUAUUAUCAGACUGGAUAAAAAGUAUCCAGAAGGAACACCAGGCCCAGGUGCAUACGAUCCACAAAAGCCUUCUUUUCUACGCGAAACUCUUAAAUAUGUCAAACCAACAGCAGAGAAAAAAGACGACAAAGGAACACCAAGCUCAGCAGAUUACACACAUAUUCCUAAAGAAACGAAAAUUUACCAUAAACUGAAUCCAACAGAUCCAUAUCCACUAGAUCCAACACCAUUACACGGUGAUUUAACACAUCCAGACUGGACACCCAAGAAAUCCAAUCAAUUUCCAAAGAACAGAUUUCCAAAUCAUCAAUUCCGAACAUCAAAUGAAUCUAAUGUUUUCUUCAGUGACGUUCCACGCAAACUCUUUUCAGAUCCACCACGUGUUCCUGCUCCCGACAAGUACGCCGUUAUCACCGAUGGCAUUGGUGACAUCCAAAAACUUGACAAAAGUUCAGUUCCAUUUGUUAGUGGCUUUGAGCGAUUCAAAGAUCCACCAUCUAAAUCUCCAUCUCCCGACACAUACACAUUACCCGACGAAUUUGGGAAUUCUCGUUCCAUGACUAUGGUUCAAGAUAAUCCAAAAAUAUCUAAACUUAGUGAAGUUCUUCGUUCUCUUGACAAGCGUCCAGAUGCUCUUGAAUACAGUACUCCUAUCAUCAACAAACCAAAUACUAAACACGGUGACAGCUUUUUCCUCUCAAAAACAGAACGUAUGUCAGAACCAACAUUUCUUCCUCCUCCAUCGACUAAAUACGACAUCGAUCGACAUCCUCAUGCAUCAAAUAUCUCUAUCCGCAGUAAGGAACACCGUCAUGGCGGCAACUGGUAUGACACAUCACUUGGUAGCAGUCCAUCAUCUACUAAGUACACAAUUAGUCGAGAUAUUUCUAACAAAGGCGGCUACAUCUCUACAAUUGGUCAUCGUCCAUACACAUAUCAACCAGAACGUCCUUUAGCAUUCCGCUCUCUUCAUUCAAGUCUUGUCAAAGGUUCAUUCAACUCACACUACCGAUCUAUGCUUGUUAAAGAUCCACUAUAA
Messenger RNA from Trichomonas vaginalis G3, 1185 nucleotides. RefSeq lists its product as uncharacterized. The coding region runs from base 1 to 1185 and encodes 394 amino acids. NCBI's taxonomy places the organism in Eukaryota, Parabasalia, Trichomonadida, Trichomonadidae. The record is from RefSeq and is a predicted model, not a curated record. The transcript has a single exon.